Messenger RNA from Armigeres subalbatus, 1166 nucleotides. Its product is annotated as clavesin-1-like. The transcript has 3 exons. Gene Ontology annotation, molecular function: phosphatidylinositol bisphosphate binding. Bases 133 to 1119 code for a protein of 328 amino acids. NCBI's taxonomy places the organism in Eukaryota, Metazoa, Arthropoda, Insecta, Diptera, Culicidae. The record is from RefSeq and is a predicted model, not a curated record. Gene Ontology annotation, cellular component: membrane.
UAGGGGACAACCGAAUUCAAACAAUAAUCAGUCGCCAGCCGUUGCUCACAGUGAUCGGAAGCUCGCAGUUUUCAUUGCAGGACAUCCAAUCGCCGCUAAAGUUCGAUCCGGGCGUGACAAAUUUCAGCCACAAUGGAGGUCGACUGUGUUGUGUACAGCAACUGUAAGAAUCCCUCUAAGUACGAACCUUAUCGCUGCACGCUGAGUGACAAACUACGCAAAAUCGCCAAGGCAGAGCUUCGAGAAGAUGACAAAGUGCGUGAACAAGCCCUGGCCCAGAUGCGAGAAUGGAUCGCAAAGAAUCCUCACAUUAAAAAGUGUCGCACGGAUCCGUUGUUCCUGCUGCGUUUCCUGCGAACAAAAAAGUUCUCCAUAAAUCAGUCUUGUGAAAUGCUGGAAAAGUACCUCUCCAUUCGACAGACCUACCCGAAAUGGUUCCGAAACUGUGAUAUAGAGGACCCAGAAAUGGAGGCUCUCAUUGACGGCGGAUAUCUGGUGCCGAUUCCACAACGGGAUGCCAACGGCCAACAGCUUAUACUCUCCGUCGCCGGUAACCUGGACCUCAAUCGAGUGAAUUCGGCCCUUCUGGCGAGGGCCCAUUUCCUGGUGCAAGAAGUGCUCGCAGACGAUGAGGAGGCGCAAAUUUGCGGCUAUGUGCAGUGCAUCGACGAACGGCAGCUGUCGAUGAAGCUGAUGGGGCUGUGGUCGCUGAUCGAUAUCAAGAAGGUGGCCGAAAGCAUACAGCACGGUAUUCCCACCCGGAUGAGAUCGUUCAACUUUAUCGGGCUGCCCUCGUCGGCAGUGACGCUGUUGGAGUUUUGCGUGUCGCUGCUGAGCGAGAAGCUGAAGAAGCGAAUCAAUCUCUUCCGCACCGUGAGCGACUUCUCCGCCAAGGCGAACAAAAGCAUCCUCCCGAACGAAUACGGUGGCACAGCCGGCCCCCUGUCCGGUAUGAUUGCUCAGUUCAAGGAGCGCUGUCGGGUCAAGAGGGCCCAACUGCUGGCCAUGGACGAAAUGCAAAUCGAAAUCACAAAAUCUUCCUCCUUCUACACCGAUACGUGCCGUGGCGAUUUGGACAGUGGCAUGAUCGGUAGCUUCCGAAAGCUGGAAGUUGAUUAGACGCGAAGCUGCUACCGCGCUUGGAAAGCGACUCAACGUUUCUCCUA